UCCAAACCCUGAAAUUAAAGGGUUGAUCAUUUGUUGAUUUUCUGCUUAAUUAAAAAAUUUGUUUAAAUAAAUUGUUUUUGUGACAUUAUAUAACGUGAAAUGAUACAUUAUUAAUUAUUUUUAUUAAUAUUUGAGAAAUAUGACACGUUUUGCAAGAGCUAAAGGUUCUAAAGCUUCAAAUGAAAGGGUCAAAGAGGAAGCAACACCAUGGCAUAUUAUGAAACAACAACUCAAUGAAUCUUUGGCAAAAGAAAAAUCAUUUGAAACUAAAGGGAAAACUAAAACAGCAAAACAAUUACUUGAGGAAAAAGAAGAAUCUUCCCCCGUGACAAAUGAUUGGGCGGAAUUUGAUAAACCAACGAAAAAAACAAAGAAAACAAAAUUAUCAACUUCGAAUAAAAUUGAAAAACCAACCGAGAAGAAAAUAAAAAAGAAAAAAAUUAAAGAAGCUCUAAAUAAUCAAACUGAAGAUAAUAAUACCAAUCUUGUAAAUGAUAUUAGCGAAAAAGUGAAAAGAAAACAAAUAGUCACUGAUAAAAAUAAAGAGGAAGAAAAUAAUAUUUUGAAAAUAAAAUCUGUUUCUGUUUCUCCCCAAAAAAACAAGAAGAAACGUGAUAAAAUUGAUACAUCUGAAGAUGCAGUUUCAGAACAGAAGGAAAAGAAAAUCAAAAUUGAUGAAAAAUCCGAUGAAAAUUCAACAAUAGAAAAACCCACGGAAAAAUUAAGUAAACGUCAAAAGCGAAAUUUGAAGAAUAAAAAUAAAAAAAGUGAAACAACAAAUACUGAUUUGAAAAAAUCGGUAUUUGACACUAAGGAAAAUGACUGGAAUACUGAAGUGAAAUUCGGAAAACCUGAUAAAAAAUUGGAGGAAAAUUCUAAUUUUCCAAAUCAAAAUAACAGAUUUGAAAGAAAUAGGGCAAAUAUGAAAAAUCAUCAUUUAAGAAAGCCUAAAGUUAGAGACAACAAGGAACAUCAAAGAAGAAAACCAAUGCAAUCAAUGAAAUUAAUGAUCAAUGGAAUGGAAAUUGAAGUUGUCAUGUACGAUGGAUUUCCCGUUCAAAAAGAAGACGCCGAACGAUUAAAAGAAUUAAAACAACAAAUGAUUCUCAAAGGAAUUCCAAAAUCAGAAAUAGACGCAGCAAUGAAACUCGAGAGGCGAAAAGCAGAAAAAGCAUUGGCACGCGUGAGAAAACAAGUUUGUUUUCACUGUCGUAAAUCGGGUCACAAUUUAUCCGAUUGUCCCGAACUUGGUAAAGAAGAAUCGGCAACUGGCAUUUGUUUUAAAUGUGGAUCAACAGAGCACACACAUUUUGAAUGUAAAGUUACAAAAUCCGAUGACUAUAGAUAUGCAAAAUGUUUUAUAUGUCGUGAACAGGGACAUAUUGCAAAACAAUGUCCCGAUAAUCCAAAAGGACUUUAUCCAAAAGGUGGUGCUUGUAAAAUAUGCGGUGAUGUGACACAUUUAAAGAAAGAUUGUCCCGAUGCUGCGAGAGAAAAAGAAGAAACAACAAUAACUGUUAAAACAAUUUCCGAUAAGGCAUUAGAAUCAAUUGAAGAUGAGAAUGAUAACAAAUUUAAACAAACUAAAGAAACUAAAAAGAAAAUUGUUAAAUUCUAAUUAUUUAAUUUUUACUUUUAUUAGAAAAAUUAAAUUUUCUUCUUCAAGGAAAAAUUUAAAAAAUUAAAAGAUUUAAUGAACAUAGGUUUGUUUCGAAAGAAAAAAAUUGAAAUAAAUUUUAUAUCUGAUAAUUUAAUGAGUAGAAAUAUAACAUAUAUAUGUUUAAAAGUCGCAAAGCUAGAAUAAUAGCUACAUGUCAUUGAACACACAGAUUUUUCACCAAAAUUUUUUUUUUAAAGAGCGCAAUUAACUUUAUCAACUCUGAUAAUAAUAAUAUUUUUUAUUUAUAAUAUAAUAUAUAUAUAUUUAUAUACUUCAAUCGACUCCUAUCUAUACAUUUUUUUUUCUUACAUUAUUCUACAAUAAGUGUAAAGUAUUUCGUUUACUAUGCCAAUCAUACAAAAAAUUGUGAGAAAAAAUCGUGUUUGAUUGACAAUAAACAAAAAAAAAGUAUAA
Leptopilina boulardi is the source of this 2074-nucleotide messenger RNA. Its product is annotated as zinc finger CCHC domain-containing protein 9-like. Gene Ontology annotation, molecular function: nucleic acid binding; zinc ion binding. The transcript is spliced from 3 exons. The coding region runs from base 140 to 1618 and encodes 492 amino acids. The record is from RefSeq and is a predicted model, not a curated record. Lineage: Eukaryota; Metazoa; Arthropoda; Insecta; Hymenoptera; Figitidae.